Messenger RNA from Linum tenue, 1611 nucleotides. Lineage: Eukaryota; Viridiplantae; Streptophyta; Magnoliopsida; Malpighiales; Linaceae. The record is from the annotation of a GenBank genome assembly.
AUGGCUGAUAUAAGUUCAUUAUCUUCGAUGAUUCCUGCUGUUUCCUCCGAGCUUGGGGGAAUGCAAGUGUCUAAUUCGAACCAACACAUGGUUCAACCCAACAUGAUCCACCAAAACCGAGCGGCAUCAGAUGGUCCGGUGGCUAUCCUUUGGGACAUCGAGAACUGCCCGGUUCCAAGCGACGUCCGUCCUGAAGAUGUAGGUGGGAAUAUCAGGAUGGCAUUGCAGGUGCACCCUGUGAUUAAAGGAGCAGUUAUGACGUUCUCGGCCUAUGGAGAUUUCAAUGCCUUCCCUAGGCGACUAAGGGAGGGAUGUCAGAGAACUGGCGUUAAACUUAUAGAUGUUCCGAACGGUAGGAAAGAUGCAGCUGACAAGGCUAUUCUCGUCGACAUGUUUCUUUUUGCACUCGACAAUCCACCACCUUCCUCCAUCAUGCUUAUCUCAGGGGACGUUGACUUCGCUCCAGCUCUGCAUAUUCUAGGUCAACGUGGAUAUACCAUUAUCCUAGUUAUCCCUUCUGGAGUUGGUGUCUCGUCCGCACUGUGCAAUGCUGGUAAAUUCGUUUGGGACUGGCCUAGUGUGUGCCGUGGAGAGGGAUUCAUGUCCCGUUCGAAGUCCUUAAUGCCCCCUCAUGGACUGCCAGUUGACCUUCGUCUCAUGGGAUGUCAUAUCAAUGAGAGUCCUGAGUACCAAAAUGAGGAGGAGGCAAUUGUCUAUCGAGGGGUUUCUCAAAGUUACUACAACUCGAGAGAUUUAUCCUUAGUUUCACACUCUUUAGCUGAAUACAGCAGUGGGAACCUGCCUAAUUAUCCUACAGGGAUGAGGACACAGAGUCUUCCAAAUGGUGUGAGUGAAGUACCAUCGGCUUGCCUUGCUCCUUAUGAUGAUCAAUACAGUUCUGUAAUGUGGGUUCAACCUGGGGAUGUACAUGGUUUGAAGACACAGUUAGUAAAGUUGCUUGAACUCUUUAGUGGAUGUUUACCUCUUCAACGUAUUCCAUCUGAGUACCAAAAGAUGUAUGGACGGCCGCUUUAUGUAUCAGAGUAUGGUGCAUCCAAGCUUGUCAAUCUUUUCAGCAGAAUGAAUGAUGUGAUUUCAAUAGAUGGGAAAGGGAAAAGGAAAUUUGUGUAUCUUCAGAAUUGGAAAUCAGGUCCAAGUGCUCCUCCUUUGAUUGUUGUCAAUCCCUUAAGUCUUUCCAAAAAGGAUAGGAAAGGAAAAGGAGCUCAAGAGGGUUUGGAAGUGGCAGGUAAUGGGUUUGUGUCCUCUGAUGAGUUCUCAGAUGAUGAUGGAGUGGGAGUUGAAGAACUUGAGGAGAGGAGAAGUCCAGUGAUCCAGACUAGUACAGCACAUGUAUCUCAAUGUGAAGAAGGUGAUAAUGGUUAUUUGGAGCAAUUCAAGUUCGAGUUACAGGAGAUUUUGGUGAGCUAUUCUUGUCGUAUUUUCUUGGGAAGUUUUGAGGCUAUAUACCAGCAACGGUACAAGAAACGGCUGGACCUGCAAUGUUUUGGUGUCACUCAGCUGGAGGAGCUUUUUGAUAAAGUUAGGGAUGUGGUUGUCUUGCAUGAAGAUCCUGCGAGUAAGAGAAAGUUUGUGGAUGCUAUUGGUGGCUAG